Chlorocebus sabaeus (green monkey) is the source of this 2526-nucleotide messenger RNA. RefSeq names its product defensin beta 132 (gene DEFB132). NCBI's taxonomy places the organism in Eukaryota, Metazoa, Chordata, Mammalia, Primates, Cercopithecidae. Gene Ontology annotation, cellular component: extracellular region. Gene Ontology annotation, biological process: innate immune response. The record is from RefSeq and is a predicted model, not a curated record.
AAAAGCCCAAGGUGCAAAGUUUCUGAGUAAAAAAAUAGGCACAUUUUAAGGCUUCUGAUGUAUAUUGCCAAAUUGUGCUAAAAAGAAAAGCUCUACCAAUUAACACUCCCAGCAACAAUGCCAAGAGAAUGCUAGUUUCCCUACAUCUCACCAACACUGGCUGGAAUGCAUCGUUUUAGAGAUGAAUGCUGGGAACCGAUGCACUCUUUGCUCUACCUCUCCCCCUCCUAACAGUCUAGAACACAGGCGCUCAAUAAAUCAAUCCAGGCUCCAGUCCAGCAGACAUUCUGAUCUAAUCUGACUGCUCUGGGUAACAGAAAAGUCUCCCUUGGUUCACUGCCCAGUAUCCUGGCGUCAUGAGAAUCCUAUAAAGGCAGUAGCUCCAGGCACAUUACAGAGGGACCCAACUCCACUAAACCACCACCAGCUCCCCAAGUCACCCCUUCAGCCAUGAAGUUCCUGCUCCUGGUCUUGGCAGCCCUUGGAUUCCUGACCCAAGUGAUCCCACCCAGUGGGGGUGGGUCAAAAUGUGUGAGUGACACCCCGGGAUACUGCAGGACACAUUGCCACCAGGGGGAGACAGCAUUGUUCAUGUGCAGCCCUUUCAGAAAAUGCUGCAUCAGCUACUCCUUCCUGCCUCAGCCUGACCUACCGCAUCUCGUCGGGAACCACUGGCCAUCAAGGAGCGGAAACACACAAAGGAAAAACAAGAAGCAACAAACGACCGUAACGCCAUAAUAACCCCUCCUAUCACCCCCACCAACUCAAAGAAAUAUCAUUUCCACAGUUCCAGUUCCUCCUACGUUGUUGAGAACUAGCCAAGUCUCCUCCUUGUGGGGCAGAUAUCUAUAGCCAACCCCAAAACUUCCGUCUUCUAUCAUUCUGUCAUUCAUCUAAUAACUAAUUUGGAGUUUGUAUCUAUCUUAUGAGAGCAAUCAUCAUGCAGACUCGUCCACAGGGGAUCUGUCAGUUUGGGUCCUCCAAAUGAAAAAUGCCAAGACAGAAUUGGACAUGCAAAAGAUUGACUGGGAGAACACACCUCUGAUGGACAAAGUUGAGAGAGAGCAACCACAGGCAAGGAGAACCUUCAGACUGCAGUGCUGACCUAAUACGUAUCAAAGGAGAGAGGGAUAGAGAAGGACUGAAUAGAAGGAGACUGAGACUGUAGCUCUAAGAAAGUCUUAGCCAAACAGAUGGGGAGGCCCAAAGCAAGGCUUGCUCCUCAGAGGAGCUCCCACAGGGCAGGAAUAGCCAGGUUCUCAUAUCCCAGGGGUUCAGUCUUUGGCUGAGAACAGUCCUUGGAGAACAUGGGGUGACUGCUACCAUUGGUCUGGAAGUAUGACAGCUUGAGGCUGUCCACCAACUAUCCCCCUGAAGCAAGUUCUCUUGAAAGGAAAUCUGAACAGUGCUGCCAUGGAGUAUAAGGAGGAAGAGAAAGGAGCUAAAAGUCUAGGUUCGCCCAGCUAGGUAGACUGACUUGUGAAGUAUUUAUUUAUUCAUUUGAGUAACAAAGCAGACAGAAUACAUAGCCGCCAUUGGUAGUACACCCCGAAAGCAAGGAAGGCAUGAUGCUGGUGACUCAAACGUACCUACCCAUGGUGUAAAAUUGGCAUAAUCCUCCUGGGAAGCUGUGCAGAAAUAAGCACAGAGAAGCAGAACUCUACUUGUUUAAUCCACUAAACGUUACUUCUGGAAAUUGGUUCAUCAUAAAUUAUCCAAGAGAAGUAAAAAGUUAUGGGCACAAAGAUUUUUCCAUAUAAUAUUAUUUAAAAUGCUGAGAAAAUGAAAAAAUCUAAAUGGUGAAAUAUAUACUAAUGCCAUCUAUAAAUACAAACAAAUAGAAUGCUUAUAAAAUAAUGGAACAUAAUAACAUUAUUCAAAAUUGCAUUUAUGCUGUAGUUGUCAAAAUUGUCUCCUUAUAUGAUACAAAAAUCAUUAAAAUUAUGACUUUUUUGUUUGGUUGGAAAGCAGAAUUAUGCAUAAAUUUCCUCUUACAGUUUGAUGCCCAUUAGUUUUAUGUAAUAUUUAUUUGACAGGUACUAACUUCUAUUUGAGAAGAACAAACCAAAACACUCAGGCCUAAAUAAUUAAAAGCAGUCCUAAAAACUAGCAAACCAGAUAAGAAAAGAUGUUAAUGCCUAUUCCCUAACUUAUAUCUUAGACCAAAAUUAAUUCUAGAUGGUUUUAAAAUGACAGUGUAAAAGCAAAGUAUUAAAAGAUUGUGUGGUCAAAUAUUCAAUUUAAGAGCAAGGAAAUUCUUAUAAAUAUAACAAUAGAGGCAGAACUCAUGUAAGAUUAAAUUGAUUAGGUGGCAUUAAAUAUUAAGUUCCUGUGUAUGUCAAAAGGUAUCAUUUUGAAAUUCAUCCAUCUUACUGGGUAUUGCAGGAGUUCGUUCCUUUUUGUUUAUAAAUACUCUUCUGUCAUAUGAAGAGUAUUUAUUUAUACACUGAUUUGUUGAUGGACAUUUGGGUUGUUCCCAGUUUAUGGCUAUUGCAAAUAAAGCUUCUAUGCACAUUUAUGUACAAA